Messenger RNA from Odocoileus virginianus texanus, 2513 nucleotides. The record is from RefSeq and is a predicted model, not a curated record. NCBI's taxonomy places the organism in Eukaryota, Metazoa, Chordata, Mammalia, Artiodactyla, Cervidae.
AUGCCCCCACUGGCCGGCAGCCACCUGGCCCGUCAGGCGCCCAGCAGAGGGAGGCCAGAGCCGGCGUCACACCCCCUCACUAACCCGCUGCGGGCCAGGCCCCGGCCUCCUCCGCCUGCUGUGCUGGGCGAGGUUUUCCAGAGAGGUGUUUGCGAACUGCUUCUGGGCCCACUGGCCACCCAACAGCCUGGCAGGCCGGCCACGUCGCCGCAGCCAGUGAAGGACACGCCACCACCCCUGGGGCCCGAGGGCGUCCACACACAGGACAGCACAGCGACUGGAAAAUCGCAUCUAUGCCUCCUCUUCGCCUCUGGACACAGGCCAGAGGUUCAGCCCGUCCUCCUUCCAGAGUGCAGCCAGGCCUCCGUCAGCAUCGCCGACACAUCCUUCUCCCUCCAAAUCUCAGAAGACUCAGAAAGUGGCGUUUACAUGCGAUUCAUGAGGUCACACAAGUGUUACGACAUCGUUCCAACCAGCUCCAAGCUUGUCGUCUUUGAUACCACAUUACAAGUGAGUGAGCCCCGUUUCCCUGAGGUGGCAGGAGGGGUGGCUGCAGCUCCUCUUUUCUCCGGAAAAAAAUAGUCCUUUGAUGGAAUGCUGACAAUUACAGAUUUCAUUAAUAUACUACAUAGAUACUAUAAAUCACCCAUGGUACAGAUUUAUGAAUUAGAGGAACAUAAGAUUGAAACAUGGAGGGAGCUUUAUUUACAAGAAACAUUUAAACCUUUAGUGAAUAUAUCUCCAGAUGCAAGCCUCUUCGAUGCUGUGCACUCGUUGAUCAAAAAUAAAAUCCACAGAUUGCCAGUUAUUGACCCCAUCAGUGGGAAUGCACUUUAUAUACUUACCCACAAAAGAAUCCUCAAGUUCCUCCAGCUUUUUAUGUCUGAUAUGCCAAAGCCUGCCUUCAUGAAGCAGAACCUGGACGCACUUGGAAUCGGGACCUACCAUAACAUCGCCUUCAUACACCCGGACACUCCCAUCAUUAAAGCCUUGAACGUUUUCGUGGAAAGACGAGUGUCGGCCUUGCCCGUGGUGGACGAGUCAGGAAAAGUUGUAGAUAUUUAUUCCAAAUUUGAUGUAAUUAACCUUGCUGCUGAAAAAACGUACAACAAUCUAGACAUCACAGUGACCCAGGCCCUACAGCAUCGGUCGCAGUAUUUCGAGGGUGUAGUGAAGUGCAGUAAGCUGGAGAUACUGGAGACCAUCGUGGACAGAAUCGUGAGAGCAGAGGUCCAUCGGCUGGUGGUCGUCAAUGAAGCCGAUAGUAUUGUGGGAAUUAUUUCCCUGUCCGAUAUCCUGCAGGCCCUGAUACUCACCCCCGCAGGUGCCAAACAGAAGGAAACGGAAGCCGAGUGACCCCCGUGAGCGGAGGAGCCCUCGCAGGAGAACUUGAACAAAGAUGCUGGGUCACGCUUUGCCUCAUGAACACGGACCGCGAUGAACACAGCAAAAAUGGCUGAGAACGUGUGGUAUCAGGGUUUAUCGAUGGGUUUUUUUUUUUCCCAGUGAUUUUGACACGAAGCAUAAAAAGAGAAAGCUUGUAUGUGUUUGAAGAUUUCAAGCUUGCAUUAAAAGACUGUUCUCAGACCAUCGUCUGAAAGAUUUCAAAUGCUGUAUGUCAUUAAAGUGCACUGUGUCCUGCGUUUUUAUUCUUUUUCAUGUUAAAGAAGUCACUGGUAUCUUAACAGGCAGCAUGACAUAAGGCGAGUGUGUGGCCUAUUGAGAACUAGUGCCUUAUGUCGGAACAGCAGCCCAUCAUCCCCGCUGCCCGCAGCGGCCGGAACAUGUCCUGGCGAAGCGGCACUGCUGCAGUGUGAACGUCUCUGAACCUGUACCAAAUCAGUUUGUCUUCAUUCAAUUUGUUGACUAGCUGUAAUCUGAAUAUAAAUAAUUUACUUUAUAUAAAAUUUUAAUGAUGGUCUUACGUUUAAGUGUUCCGUUCUGAACCAUAGUGUAAAACAAGGCUGACUUACAGCAGCUUUAUUUAUUUUUUACUUCCAUGCAAUUUUUUUACACAUCUUUUUGGUGGGUAAACUUCACCAUACCCAUGAAUAAACCAUUGGUUGCUACUUUGAAAGGGCAGAUUUCUCGUCAUUUCAGUUCAGACCUGGAAAGGAUAAGACUUCUCAAAGAGCCAGUGUUGGGUUUUAAAAGCUGACAUUUCUAACAGCAUGUGUGGGAACCUGCUCUGCAGGGCUGCAAACAAAGUGCCCGGAAGAUGUCUAUUUUUUUUUUCUUGUGUUUUGACAUGAAAAUCAUGAUGUCUGUAUGACUGCUGAUGGAAUUGUUUUGUAAAUUUUACUGUGGCAUAUACAGUAUUGUCAUAUGGUUGAGGAGAAACACAAUGUUUCCUAGUGUAAGUGCUCUGAAAAUGUUGACACUGUGUGUGUGUGUGUGUGUGUGUGUGUGUGUAUACACACACGGGUAUAGUUUGGUUUUUUGUUUUUGGGUUUGUUUUUUUUUUUGCAGAUUGAAAACUUAAAAUAAAUCUUACUAUCUGCCGUCUUGUUAAA